AGUAAAUACAUGCAGAACGAACAGUUAAACGAAUUUACUCCAGCAGAGCAUAUUCAUCAGAUUCGCUCAUAUUUCGAUAUCAUAGACAAUGCAGUUCAAAUUGGUGACACUAAUAGAAAAUAUUCUGACGCAAAGAUUCCAUCACAACCUGGAACUGCUAAAGAUAACACAUGGGUAACAUUCAAUCUCUCACCUCCUGGUGAAAAUAUGUUGGACCUUUACAAUACAUUCAUUACGUAUAAAAUGGAAGGUCAAUUUAUUGUAGAUAAAGAAAUUGGUUCAGGUUCCAAUAAAACAAACCCACCAGGAUUUUGGAUUGGUUUCGAUAACGCUUUCUAUGCAGUAGUUAGUAUACAAGUCUUGGGUAUGGUGGCACUGCGUUCCACCUUACCCAAUACUUGUGAAUUUGACACUUUACAAAACCGUUAA
This is a messenger RNA of Trichomonas vaginalis G3, 429 nucleotides long. RefSeq lists its product as uncharacterized. The annotation marks the transcript as partial. The transcript has a single exon. The record is from RefSeq and is a predicted model, not a curated record. NCBI's taxonomy places the organism in Eukaryota, Parabasalia, Trichomonadida, Trichomonadidae.